AUGGUCAAUGAAAACACGAGGAUGUACGUUCCGGAGGAAAACCACCAAGGUUCCAACUAUGGGAGCCCACGCCCAGCUCAUGCCAACAUGAACGCCAAUGCAGCUGCAGGGCUCGCUCCCGAGCACAUCCCUACUCCAGGAGCAGCGCUGUCCUGGCAGGCAGCCAUUGAUGCCGCCCGGCAGGCCAAGCUAAUGGGCAGCGCUGGCAACGCAACCAUCUCUACUGUCAGUUCCACGCAGCGCAAGCGGCAGCAGUACGGGAAACCCAAGAAGCAGGGUGGCACAACUGCCACGCGGCCACCCCGUGCUCUGCUCUGCCUGACUCUGAAGAACCCCAUCCGGAGGGCAUGCAUAAGCAUCGUUGAAUGGAAAUCAUUUGAAAUCAUUAUUUUACUGACUAUUUUUGCCAAUUGUGUGGCCUUAGCGAUCUAUAUCCCCUUUCCAGAAGAUGACUCCAACGCCACAAACUCCAACCUGGAGCGAGUGGAAUAUCUCUUCCUCAUAAUUUUUACCGUGGAAGCAUUUUUAAAAGUAAUUGCCUAUGGACUCCUCUUUCACCCCAACGCUUACCUCCGCAAUGGCUGGAAUUUACUAGAUUUUAUAAUUGUGGUUGUAGGGCUUUUUAGUGCAAUUUUAGAACAAGCCACCAAAGCCGAUGGGGCCAAUGCGCUAGGAGGGAAAGGAGCUGGAUUCGAUGUGAAGGCACUGAGGGCUUUCCGCGUGCUUCGUCCCCUGCGGCUGGUGUCUGGAGUCCCAAGUCUCCAGGUGGUCCUGAACUCCAUCAUCAAGGCCAUGGUGCCUCUGCUGCACAUUGCCCUCCUUGUGCUGUUCGUCAUCAUCAUUUAUGCCAUCAUCGGCCUGGAACUCUUCAUGGGGAAGAUGCACAAGACUUGCUACAACCAGGAGGGCAUAACAGAUGUUCCAGCGGAAGAGGACCCUUCCCCUUGUGCUUUGGAGACAGGCCAUGGGCGGCAGUGUCAGAACGGGACCGUGUGCAGGCCCGGGUGGGACGGGCCCAAGCAUGGCAUCACCAACUUCGACAACUUCGCCUUUGCCAUGCUGACGGUGUUCCAGUGCAUCACCAUGGAGGGCUGGACGGAUGUGCUGUACUGGGUCAAUGAUGCCGUAGGAAGGGACUGGCCCUGGAUCUAUUUUGUUACACUAAUCAUCAUAGGGUCAUUUUUUGUACUUAACUUGGUUCUCGGUGUUCUUAGCGGAGAGUUUUCGAAAGAGAGGGAGAAAGCCAAAGCUCGGGGCGAUUUCCAGAAGCUUCGAGAAAAGCAGCAGCUAGAAGAAGAUCUCAAAGGCUACCUGGAUUGGAUCACCCAAGCAGAAGACAUUGACCCCGAGAACGAGGAUGAAGGCAUGGAUGAAGACAAGCCCCGAAACAUGAGCAUGCCCACAAGUGAGACUGAGUCUGUCAACACUGAAAAUGUGGCUGGAGGUGACAUCGAGGGCGAAAACUGUGGAGCCAGGCUUGCCCACCGGAUCUCCAAAUCCAAGUUCAGCCGCUACUGGCGCAGGUGGAAUAGAUUCUGCAGAAGGAAGUGCCGCGCAGCAGUGAAGUCCAACGUCUUCUACUGGCUCGUGAUCUUCCUGGUCUUCCUCAACACGCUCACCAUUGCCUCUGAGCACUACAACCAGCCCCACUGGCUCACAGAAGUGCAAGACACAGCCAACAAGGCCCUCCUUGCGCUCUUCACUGCGGAAAUGCUCCUGAAGAUGUACAGCCUAGGGCUGCAGGCCUACUUUGUGUCCCUCUUCAACCGCUUCGACUGCUUCAUCGUGUGUGGGGGCAUCCUGGAGACCAUCCUGGUGGAGACCAAGAUCAUGUCUCCCCUGGGCAUCUCUGUGCUGAGAUGUGUGCGCCUGCUCAGGAUCUUCAAGAUCACCAGGUACUGGAACUCCUUGAGCAACCUCGUGGCGUCCUUGCUGAACUCAGUGCGCUCCAUCGCCUCCUUGCUGCUACUCCUCUUCCUCUUCAUCAUCAUCUUCUCCCUCCUGGGGAUGCAGCUGUUUGGAGGGAAGUUCAACUUUGAUGAGAUGCAGACCCGCAGGAGCACCUUUGAUAACUUCCCGCAGUCACUGCUCACUGUGUUCCAGAUCCUGACCGGGGAGGACUGGAAUUCGGUGAUGUAUGAUGGGAUCAUGGCUUAUGGCGGCCCCUCUUUUCCAGGGAUGUUAGUCUGUAUUUACUUCAUCAUCCUCUUCAUCUGUGGAAAUUAUAUCCUACUGAAUGUGUUCUUGGCCAUUGCGGUGGACAACCUGGCUGAUGCCGAGAGCCUUACUUCCGCCCAAAAGGAAGAAGAAGAAGAGAAGGAGAGAAAGAAGCUGGCCAGGACUGCCAGCCCAGAAAAGAAACAGGAGGUGAUGGAGAAGCCAGCAGUGGAGGAGAGCAAAGAGGAGAAAAUUGAGCUGAAGUCCAUUAAUGCAGAUGGAGAGUCUCCGCCCACUACCAAGAUCAACAUGGAUGACCACCAGCCCAGUGAAAAUGAGGAUAAGAGCCCCCACUCUAACCCCGACACUGCAGGGGAAGAGGAUGAGGAGGAGCCGGAGAUGCCUGUGGGGCCACGCCCCCGGCCCCUGUCUGAGCUACACCUUAAGGAAAAGGCAGUGCCCAUGCCAGAAGCCAGUGCGUUUUUCAUCUUCAGCCCCAACAACAGGUUCCGCCUCCAGUGUCACCGCAUCGUCAAUGACACGAUCUUCACCAACCUGAUCCUCUUCUUCAUUCUGCUCAGCAGCAUCUCUCUGGCUGCCGAGGACCCCGUGCAACACACCUCCUUCAGGAACCAUAUUCUGUUUUAUUUUGACAUUGUUUUCACUACCAUUUUCACCAUUGAAAUUGCUCUGAAGAUCCUAGGCAAUGCAGACUAUGUCUUCACUAGUAUCUUUACAUUAGAAAUUAUCCUUAAGAUGACCGCUUACGGGGCUUUCCUGCACAAGGGCUCUUUCUGCCGAAACUACUUCAAUAUCUUGGACCUGCUGGUGGUUAGCGUGUCCCUCAUCUCCUUUGGCAUCCAGUCCAGCGCAAUCAACGUUGUGAAGAUUUUACGAGUGCUGCGGGUCCUCAGGCCCCUGAGGGCCAUCAACAGGGCCAAGGGGCUAAAGCACGUGGUCCAGUGUGUGUUUGUGGCCAUCCGGACCAUUGGGAACAUUGUAAUUGUCACCACCCUGCUGCAGUUCAUGUUCGCCUGCAUUGGGGUCCAGCUCUUCAAGGGGAAGCUCUAUACCUGCUCCGAUAGCUCCAAACAGACGGAGGCAGAAUGCAAGGGUAACUACAUCACAUACAAAGAUGGAGAGGUUGACCACCCGAUUAUCCAGCCUCGAAGCUGGGAAAACAGCAAGUUUGACUUUGACAAUGUUCUGGCAGCCAUGAUGGCCCUCUUCACCGUCUCCACCUUUGAGGGGUGGCCAGAGCUGCUGUACCGUUCCAUCGACUCCCACACCGAAGACAAGGGCCCCAUCUACAACUACCGUGUGGAGAUCUCCAUCUUCUUCAUCAUCUACAUCAUCAUCAUUGCCUUCUUCAUGAUGAACAUCUUUGUGGGUUUCGUCAUUGUCACCUUCCAGGAGCAGGGCGAGCAAGAGUACAAGAACUGUGAGCUGGACAAGAACCAGAGACAAUGUGUGGAAUAUGCCCUCAAGGCCCGACCCUUGCGAAGGUACAUCCCCAAAAACCAGCACCAGUAUAAAGUGUGGUACGUGGUCAACUCUACCUACUUCGAGUAUCUGAUGUUCGUCCUUAUCCUGCUCAACACCAUCUGCCUGGCCAUGCAGCAUUAUGGCCAGAGCUGCCUCUUCAAAAUUGCCAUGAAUAUCCUCAAUAUGCUUUUCACUGGCCUCUUCACAGUGGAGAUGAUCCUGAAGCUCAUUGCCUUCAAACCCAAGGGUUACUUUAGUGAUCCCUGGAAUGUUUUUGACUUCCUCAUCGUGAUUGGGAGCAUAAUUGAUGUCAUUCUCAGUGAAACUAAUCACUAUUUCUGUGAUGCAUGGAAUACAUUUGAUGCCUUGAUUGUUGUGGGUAGCAUUGUUGAUAUAGCAAUCACCGAGGUACACCCAGCUGAACAUACUCAAUGCUCUCCCUCUAUGAGCGCAGAGGAGAAUUCCCGCAUCUCCAUCACCUUCUUCCGCCUCUUCCGGGUCAUGCGCCUGGUGAAGCUGCUGAGCCGAGGAGAAGGCAUCCGGACCCUGCUGUGGACAUUCAUCAAGUCCUUCCAGGCCCUGCCUUAUGUGGCACUUCUGAUCGUGAUGCUGUUCUUUAUCUAUGCAGUGAUUGGGAUGCAGGUGUUUGGAAAGAUCGCCCUGAAUGACACCACAGAGAUCAAUCGGAACAACAACUUCCAGACGUUCCCCCAGGCUGUGCUCCUGCUCUUCAGGUGUGCCACCGGGGAAGCCUGGCAGGAUAUCAUGCUGGCCUGUAUGCCGGGCAAGAAGUGUGCCCCAGAGUCCGAGCCCAGCAACAGCACGGAAGGGGAGACACCCUGUGGCAGCAGCUUCGCUGUCUUCUACUUCAUCAGCUUCUACAUGCUCUGUGCCUUCCUGAUCAUCAACCUCUUUGUAGCUGUUAUCAUGGACAACUUUGACUACCUGACACGGGAUUGGUCUAUCCUUGGUCCCCACCAUCUGGAUGAAUUCAAAAGAAUCUGGGCCGAGUAUGACCCCGAAGCCAAGGGUCGGAUCAAACACUUGGAUGUGGUGACCCUCCUCCGUCGAAUUCAGCCCCCCUUGGGUUUUGGGAAGUUGUGUCCACACCGUGUGGCCUGCAAACGCCUGGUGUCCAUGAACAUGCCUCUGAACAGCGAUGGGACAGUCAUGUUCAAUGCCACCCUGUUUGCCCUGGUCAGGACAGCCCUGAGGAUCAAAACAGAAGGAAACCUAGAACAAGCCAAUGAGGAGCUGCGGGCCAUCAUCAAGAAAAUCUGGAAGAGGACCAGCAUGAAGCUGUUGGACCAGGUGGUGCCCCCUGCAGGUGAUGACGAGGUCACAGUCGGCAAGUUCUAUGCCACCUUCCUGAUCCAAGAGUACUUCCGAAAAUUCAAGAAGCGAAAAGAGCAGGGGCUGGUGGGCAAGCCCUCUCAGAGAAAUGCACUGUCCCUGCAGGCUGGCUUGCGCACAUUGCAUGACAUUGGGCCUGAGAUCCGACGGGCCAUCUCUGGGGAUCUUACCGCUGAGGAAGAGUUGGACAAGGCUAUGAAGGAGGCUGUGUCUGCUGCCUCCGAAGAUGACAUCUUCAGGAGGGCUGGAGGCCUGUUUGGCAACCACGUCAGCUACUAUCAGAGCGACAGCAGGAGCAACUUUCCCCAGACCUUUACGACCCAGCGCCCGCUGCACAUCAACAAGACAGGAAACAGCCAGGGUGACACCGAGUCUCCAUCCCAUGAGAAACUGGUGGACUCCACUUUCACCCCCAGCAGCUACUCAUCCACAGGCUCCAACGCCAACAUCAACAAUGCCAACAACACUGCCCUGGGUCGCUUCCCCCAUCCCACCGGCUACUCCAGCACGGUCAGCACUGUGGAGGGCCAUGGGCCUCCCUUGUCCCCUGCUGUCCGGAUACAGGAGGCAGCUUGGAAGCUCAGCUCUAAGAGGUGCCACUCCCGAGAGAGCCAGGGGGCCUCGGUGAGUCAAGAGAUGUUCCCCGAUGAGACCUGCAGCGUGAGGAUGAGUGAGGACGCCGAGUACUGCAGCGAGCCCAGCCUGCUCGCCACAGAUAUUCUCUCCUACCAGGAUGAUGAAAACCGGCAGCUGACGUCCCCAGAGGAGGACAAGAGGGAGAUGCAGCAGUCUCCGAAGAGGAGUUUCCUCCGCUCUGCCUCUCUAGGUCGGAGGGCCUCCUUCCAUCUGGAAUGUCUGAAGCGACAAAAGGAUCAAGGCGGGGACAUCUCUCAGAAGACAGCCUUGCCCUUGCAUCUGGUUCACCAUCAGGCAUUGGCAGUGGCAGGUUUGAGCCCACUGCUGCAGAGAAGCCAUCCUCCUACCAAGUUCCCCAGGCCAUGUCCCACACCCCCUGUCACUCCAGGCAGCAGGGGCAGGCCUCUCCAGCCUAUCCCCACCCUUCGGCUGGAAGGGGCUGAGUCCAGCGAGAAACUCAACAGCAGCUUCCCAUCCAUCCACUGCAGCUCCUGGUCUGAUGAGACCACUGCCUGUAGUGGGGGCAGCAGCAUGGCCCGGAGAGCCCGGCCGGUCUCCCUCACCGUGCCCAGCCCAGCUGGAGCUCCAGGGAGACAGUUCCAUGGCAGCGCCAGCAGCCUGGUGGAAGCGGUCUUGAUUUCAGAAGGAUUGGGACAGUUUGCUCAAGAUCCCAAGUUCAUCGAGGUCACCACCCAGGAGCUGGCUGACGCCUGUGACAUGACAAUAGAGGAAAUGGAGAACGCCGCAGACAACAUCCUCAGUGGGGGCGCCCAGCAGAGCCCCAACGGCACCCUCUUACCUUUUGUGAACUGCAGGGACCCGGGGCAGGACAGGGCUGUGGUCCCAGAGGACGAAAGCUGCGCAUAUGCCCUGGGGCGAGGCCGGAGCGAGGAGGCGCUCCCGGACAGCAGGGCGUACGUCAGCAACCUGUAGUCCGCAGGGCUGACGAGAUGCGGGUGUUUUUUAUUCGUUUCAAUGUUCCUAAUGGGUUCGUUUCAGAAGUGCCUCACUGUUCUCGUGACCUGGAGGUAACCGGAACAGCGUCUUCAUUCACUGCUGUCGGGACAAGCCUCAGAGCUGGGCGGUGUGCGGAGUCGGCUUGUCAGGGGAGAAGGCCAAGGCCGUGGUGCAGGGCUCCAGCACCUUCCCGCGGCAGCACCGCCCA
This is a messenger RNA of Arvicola amphibius (Eurasian water vole), 6796 nucleotides long. RefSeq names its product calcium voltage-gated channel subunit alpha1 C (gene Cacna1c). NCBI's taxonomy places the organism in Eukaryota, Metazoa, Chordata, Mammalia, Rodentia, Cricetidae. The transcript is spliced from 49 exons. Gene Ontology annotation, molecular function: high voltage-gated calcium channel activity. The coding region runs from base 1 to 6564 and encodes 2187 amino acids. Gene Ontology annotation, cellular component: voltage-gated calcium channel complex; membrane. The record is from RefSeq and is a predicted model, not a curated record. Gene Ontology annotation, biological process: calcium ion import across plasma membrane.